Musa acuminata subsp. malaccensis (wild Malaysian banana) is the source of this 1630-nucleotide messenger RNA. RefSeq names its product desmethyl-deoxy-podophyllotoxin synthase-like. Gene Ontology annotation, molecular function: monooxygenase activity; iron ion binding; oxidoreductase activity, acting on paired donors, with incorporation or reduction of molecular oxygen. NCBI's taxonomy places the organism in Eukaryota, Viridiplantae, Streptophyta, Magnoliopsida, Zingiberales, Musaceae. The record is from RefSeq and is a predicted model, not a curated record.
CCUUGGUUCCCAUAGAGCCAUGGAUUUCACCAACACGGCGUUCCUUUUCUCCACCCUCCUCUUUCUCUUCCUCCUGCUGCUACUCAAGAAGAACAGCUCCGGCCGACGAGCCAGUGCCAGACUGCCGCCCGGUCCAUCUAAUCUCCCUAUCGUAGGCAGCUUGCACCAUCUCCUUGGUGCCUUGCCUCAUCAGUGCUUCGCUGCCUUGUCUAAGAAAUUUGGCCCCGUCAUGCUUCUAAAGCUUGGCGAGGUCCCUACCCUCGUCGUCUCCUCGCCCGACGCGGCUGCUGAGAUCAUGAAGACCCACGACAUCAGCUUCGCCUCUCGGCCCACGAACUUGACUCUCCAGUCCUUCACGUACGGUGACAGGGGCAUCGGCUUUGCCUCGUAUGGAUCCCGUUGGAGAGAGCUGCGCAAGAUGAGCAUCCUGGAACUAUUGAGUGUCAAACGAGUCCAAUCUUUUCGCUUUAUCCGGGAAGAGGAGGUGCUUAAUCUUGUGCAGUCGAUUCUCCUGCUGUCCAACACCGGUUCCGCUGUGAACCUCAGUAGAAAAUUUGUUCUGUUGUCUAAUGACAUAGCCGCGCGGUCCAUCAUCGGGAGCAAGUGCAAGUAUCAGAAAGAGUUCCUACGGAUAAUAACGGAAGCGCUGGAAGCAGCGGGAGGCUUCAGCUUGGCCGACUUAUUCCCGGCAUGGCCGAUAAUUAACGUUCUCAGUGGCAUGUCUUCCAAACUGCAGAGAUUACACCGGGAAAUAGAUGCAAUCUUGAAUAGCAUCAUUCAAGAGCACAAAGAGAGGAAGUCCGUAGAGCAACCAGAGGAGGACUUGGUUGAUGUCAUGCUGAGAGUUCAAGCCGAAGGUGGCCUGUCAUUUCCCCUCGCAGACGAGUACGUGAAAGCUAUUAUCCUGGAUCUACUUGGUGGGGGCAGCGAGACUUCCGCAACAAUACUGGAGUGGGCCAUGUCGGAGCUGAUGAGGAAUCCAAGAGUGAUGAGGAGGGUGCAAGAGGAGGUGAGGGAGACUGUCGGAGGAAAGGGAAAGGUGACAGAGGAAGACAUCGACGGAAUGAACUACUUGAGACUGGUAAUCAAGGAGACUCUGAGGCUGCACCCUCCGGUUCCUCUGCUGCUCCCCCGAGAGUGCCGGGAGGCGAGUGAGGUUCUUGGUUACCAGAUACCAGAGAAGACGAGAGUGUUCGUGAACAUUUGGGCCUUAGGAAGGGAUCCUCAAUACUGGGACAACGCGACUGAGUUCGAGCCAGAGAGAUUCGAAGGGAGGAACUCGAUGGUCGACUUCAAGGGAACCAACUUCCAGUUCCUACCUUUCGGAGCAGGAAGGAGGAUGUGCCCGGGGAUGUCAUUUGGGUUGGCGAGCUUAGAGACUACCCUUGCCUCUCUUAUCUACCACUUCGAUUGGGAGCUCCCAACAGGAGAUGAACAGAAGUAUAUCGAGUUGGACAUGAGCGAGACUUUCUUAUUGUCAUGCAAGAGGAGGUCGGAGCUUUGUCUGCGUGCUAUCCCUCGGAUUCCUCUGUAAACCCACCACAUCCUCAUCGUAAUAUCAUCUUUAUAUGAUAAUAUAUCCAUGAAUAAAUCCCUCGGAUUCCUUUGUAAUCCCACAACAUCCUCAUUG